Messenger RNA from Acromyrmex echinatior (Panamanian leafcutter ant), 1596 nucleotides. RefSeq names its product tubulin alpha-1 chain. Gene Ontology annotation, cellular component: microtubule. Gene Ontology annotation, molecular function: structural constituent of cytoskeleton; GTP binding. Lineage: Eukaryota; Metazoa; Arthropoda; Insecta; Hymenoptera; Formicidae. Gene Ontology annotation, biological process: microtubule-based process. The record is from RefSeq and is a predicted model, not a curated record.
CGCACGCCCAAUAGUCGCUGGUCGCCGAUCGUACGUCGUAUAGUUGUUAGCAAAAGCUCCAUUACUUGCUUUCGCCAACUAUCGAUCGCCCCGUGGUGGCUAUAUCCUGUUCUAUUUUCUAAGAGGACAACGAACAAUCCAUAAUACAAAAUGCGUGAGUGCAUCUCAAUCCACGUUGGACAAGCUGGUGUACAGAUUGGUAAUGCUUGCUGGGAGCUGUACUGCCUGGAACAUGGCAUUCAGCCGGACGGUCAGAUGCCGUCUGACAAGACUAUUGGAGGUGGAGACGACAGUUUCAACACCUUCUUCAGCGAGACUGGUGCCGGCAAGCAUGUACCCAGAGCUGUCUUUAUUGAUUUGGAACCUACUGUAGUCGAUGAGGUUCGCACUGGAACUUACCGUCAGCUCUUCCAUCCGGAACAACUGAUCACUGGCAAGGAGGAUGCUGCAAAUAACUACGCUCGCGGUCAUUACACGAUUGGCAAGGAGAUCGUUGAUCUCGUGCUGGACCGCAUUCGCAAGCUCGCAGACCAAUGUACCGGCCUGCAAGGAUUCCUUAUCUUUCACUCAUUCGGCGGUGGCACCGGUUCAGGUUUCACAUCUCUGUUGAUGGAGCGUUUGUCUGUUGACUAUGGCAAGAAGUCGAAACUCGAAUUCGCUAUUUAUCCCGCACCACAAGUUUCCACUGCCGUGGUCGAGCCGUACAACUCUAUCUUGACAACGCACACUACUCUUGAGCAUUCCGACUGCGCAUUUAUGGUUGAUAAUGAGGCGAUCUACGACAUUUGUCGUCGCAAUUUGGAUAUCGAGAGACCAACUUACACGAAUCUUAAUCGCCUGAUCGGCCAGAUUGUAUCGUCCAUCACAGCCUCUCUGCGGUUCGAUGGUGCCCUGAACGUCGAUCUAACGGAAUUCCAGACCAACUUGGUGCCCUAUCCGAGAAUCCACUUCCCGCUGGUGACGUACGCGCCCGUUAUUUCGGCCGAGAAGGCUUAUCAUGAGCAACUCUCCGUUUCGGAGAUCACAAACGCCUGCUUCGAACCAGCUAAUCAGAUGGUCAAGUGUGACCCGCGUCACGGCAAGUAUAUGGCCUGCUGUAUGUUGUAUCGUGGCGACGUCGUACCCAAGGAUGUCAACGCGGCAAUCGCUACCAUCAAGACGAAGCGCACCAUUCAAUUUGUCGACUGGUGCCCCACCGGUUUCAAAGUCGGCAUCAACUAUCAGCCACCGACCGUCGUACCCGGUGGCGAUCUCGCCAAAGUUCAGCGUGCCGUCUGCAUGUUGUCGAACACCACUGCCAUCGCGGAGGCCUGGGCCCGUUUAGAUCACAAGUUCGAUCUUAUGUAUGCCAAGCGUGCAUUCGUGCACUGGUACGUUGGCGAGGGUAUGGAGGAAGGAGAAUUCUCUGAGGCACGUGAGGAUCUCGCCGCACUCGAGAAAGAUUAUGAGGAGGUUGGAAUGGAUUCCGCAGAAGGCGAGGGCGAAGAGGGCGCCGAGGAGUAUUAAAAUGCAAUCAUUGCUCGCCCUUUUAUCUCCUGAUUUUAAAAUAUCUUAUGUGUUUUGAAAUAAAGUAACUGAAUCCAUUUGCCACGCAAA